Solea senegalensis (Senegalese sole) is the source of this 667-nucleotide messenger RNA. RefSeq names its product selenoprotein K (gene selenok). The record is from RefSeq and is a predicted model, not a curated record. Gene Ontology annotation, biological process: calcium ion transport; endoplasmic reticulum calcium ion homeostasis. Lineage: Eukaryota; Metazoa; Chordata; Actinopteri; Pleuronectiformes; Soleidae. The transcript is spliced from 5 exons. Gene Ontology annotation, cellular component: Golgi apparatus; endoplasmic reticulum membrane.
AGUGACGUAAAGGAAGGGACCCGGAAGUAAACAUCCAUGAAGCUGUUGUUUGUAGAAAAUGGUGUACGUGUCCAACGGUCAGGUCCUGGACAGCAGGUCCCAGUCACCUUGGCGAUUGUCAUUAUUGGCCGAUCUCUUCUGGGGAGCAGUGGAAUUCGUCAGCCUAUUUUUUAGGACAUUGGUUCACCCAGACCUGACAAAGGAUGGAAAUAGUAAUACAUCACGCUUCAGUGAUGGCAGAGGCCCUCCAGGUCCCCCUGGUGGCAGAAGGCGGAUGGGAAGAAUAAACCAUGCUGCCGGUCCAAACGCCCCACCAAUGGGUGGAGGAGGAUGAGGAAGGUAAACGCCUACACGUCUCGUGUAGGCGCGGGGCUCGGCCAGUCUGUUUGAUAAGAAUUUAAGGAUGGUGACAUCAUGGUGCUGAAGCCCCCCUUUCAUUGGCUGCCACUGCCAUGAGCAGUUUCUUGACGCUUUUCUGGGAAUUCCUACACGUAGGGGCCAGAAUGGCUGAUUUAGCAGUCAGUUGCAUCACUUCCUCCCUUUUUCCUACUUCUGCCCUUCCACAUUAGUCUCUCAGAAAUGGUUAUCAUUGAAAUCUCAGUCAUGCUGAUCCGUCAUGGGAAUAGAAUGUUAGUUUGUGUUUUGUAGCUUUCAGUUUAAAUAAAAA